Molecule: messenger RNA, 2310 nt
Organism: Nerophis lumbriciformis (worm pipefish)
Lineage: Eukaryota; Metazoa; Chordata; Actinopteri; Syngnathiformes; Syngnathidae
Source: RefSeq, a predicted model, not a curated record
AUGCCAAGUGGCAGUAAUAAGAGCGAAGGGCAGGGUCCAGGCUCCUCCCCCCUGCCCCAUUCCGUCAUCCUUUCCAACAGACCAAUACGACCAUCACGUUAUGUCCCUGUGUCAGCGGCCACUUUCUUCCUGGUGGGCUCAACAACGCUGUUCUUCUGCUUCACUUGUCCAUGGCUUUCGCAGUGUUUCUCGGUAGCUGUUCCCAUUUAUAACGGAAUCAUUUUCCUGUUCGUUUUGGCCAAUUUCUGUAUGGCCACAUUCAUGGACCCAGGCAUCUUUCCAAGAGCUGAGGAGGAUGAGGACAAGGAUGAUGACUUCCGUGCACCUCUUUAUAAAACUGUGGAGAUCCGCGGGAUCCAGGUCAGGAUGAAGUGGUGUUCAACUUGUCGAUUCUACCGGCCUCCACGUUGCUCCCAUUGCUCAGUCUGUGACAACUGUGUUGAGGACUUUGACCACCACUGUCCAUGGGUCAACAACUGCAUCGGAAGAAGGAAUUACCGAUACUUCUUCCUCUUCCUCCUUUCGCUGACUGCCCACAUCAUGGCUGUGUUUGGCUUUGGGUUGCUCUUCAUCCUCUAUCAUCACCAGUUUAUUGAUCGCCUGCAUGUGAUUGUCACGUUGGCAGUAAUGUGUGUUGCUGGCAUGUUCUUCAUUCCAGUUGCUGGUCUUACUGGUUUCCACAUUGUUCUUGUGGCAAGGGGCAGAACUACUAAUGAGCAGGUGACAGGAAAGUUCCGAGGAGGAGUUAACCCUUUUACCAAUGGAUUUUGGAAGAAUGUCACUCAAGUCCUUUGCAGCUCACAGGCACCCAGAUAUUUGGAUAGGAAGAAGUAUGUACAUCGAGUAUGUGUGCAGCCUCCAUUUCUACAGCCAAAACUGACUGACACCCAGCUAACCACGAAGAUCAUGGACAAUGGUUUACGAGGAGAUCUACAUCGGUCUAAAUCAAGUCUGGAUAUGCAAGAGAGCCAAUCAUGUGAUGCUGAACCACCUCCUCCAAAACCGGAACUCCGCUACCCUGGAAUCAUCAGAGGAAGCACACAAGAUUACAAUCUACUAAACAAGACACCUCCUACCCCAACUAUGUAUAAAUACAGACCGAACUGUAGUCCUGGAAAGAACCACACUCCACUAACCCAUGCUUAUGCAAAUCAGUUAAAUCGAGCGGAGAGGGACUUUACCAGUAGGGAUUCCUCUUCCUCCACCUCCUCUCUUGUUCAAUCCAGCCAUCAACCCGGUUUCCGCUCACAACCUUGCCUAGACUUAAGGGACACUACUGAUAGAGUUGGCGGAGUAGCAGGAAGGGAGCGAAAAGAGGGUGUGGAAACAGGAGGCAUCCCUGUCUAUUCUUCCACAGGGUGCUCCUAUCCCUCAUUUUCUGAUCCCGCCGUCCUGUCGGGAGACGCUUCGCAAUCCUCAGAUGUCGCUGCCCGUUUCUCUGAAACAACCACUACCUCAAGCAGCUUCAAGAGCUUAGCAAAUCAUACUCCUCCGCCUCACCACCUAGCACCUAACGGAAGCCUGUCGUACGACAGCUUAAUGGCCGGAGGUGAUGGUUUUGACAAAGGGGAUUCGGCGGGAUCCAAAAUUCCCGAGGCAUUACCAGCGGACGGUGGCUACGUCUCCCCCUACCCUCCUUCGAAAGCUGUUGAAAUUCAUUCCCAGUCUCCCCAGCGCCAUCACCCUCUACUACAUCGGUCAGCCUCUUCCACAUCCUCCUCUCCUCCUGAGAGGGAGCAUCUGUUGGUGGAACUGCAGCGAAGCAAUCACCCUUUGCCUUUCUGUCAGACUUCAGUACCACCCCCUUCCUCUUCUCAGCAUCCAGCGCACCAUCACCACCACCAUCAUCAUCAUCAUCAUCGUCACCAUCACUCGCAUCAUCACCACCAUUCCUCCUCUUCCUCCCAACCUUCUCGUUUCAUUGUGCCUCAGUCGCACCACCAUCCUUACCCACACCGCACGUACUCCACAGAUACCCCUUUGGGCUUGUCAUCAUCUUCCACAAACCACCCCUCUCACUCCCCGCACCAUCCGCCUCUUGGUAAAUCGCUGUCCUACUCAAGCGCCGCAGCGGCCGAAAUGCAGUACCAGCUCAUACGAAAGGCGUCCUCAGCGGCCGGAGCAAAUGCAGCAGGGGUUGCGGGAGGAAUGCAAGCACCAAAAUUUCCGGUGAGUUUAUUUUAUUCUACUUUCUGUGUUUUGUUGUAUGAGGGGUUGAGCUACACCAGAAUGAACUUCUGUGAUGGACCAAUGGCAGCAAGCCAUUUUUUGCUUUCAUCCUCCUACUCUUCCACCCACUGGGUCAAGUGA